AAUAAAUCAGCUCUCUCUCAACAUUCAACAAACAGCCACACUUCCACUCUGAUCACAUUUUGUUACAUAAAAACCCUCUUAAACUGUCUCUCUUUCUUUCAUCACCGUAUAGUUACUUUGAGUCGGUUUUCACUAUUACAUUUAGGCGAUCAUCUAAAUCUCAAAUCAGCUCAUCUUUAUCUAUAUAAAAUAUUAGAAUUUUCAGUUUAUUGUAAUAAAUUAUACUAUAAUUCUGUUUGAGUAUUUAUUAUAUUUGGGGUGCAUUUGGAUGGCUGGUGAUGCACAAGUAUGUGGUGGGGAAACAAGAGUGAUUAAAUCACUGUCAUCAAACAGUGAUACUGAUGAACAAAAUGUGAAUUCUGAGAAAUCAAAUGCUAAAUCUGGUGAUUAUAAAGUGGAAGAUAUUAUUGUUGACAUGAUGUUGAACAAACUCAAGUUGAAUCCAAUGGCUAAGGAAUUUGUUCCUUCUUAUUCUUAUAAUAAUCUCAACAAUUUUGUGCCUGUUAUCAAGACUCUUGAUGCUAAUGCAAAGAGAGGUAACAGCUAUAACCAGGGCAGAAGGAGAAUGAACAAUAGAGCUUUUAAGGCUCAAAGAGAAGAUAGCAUUAGGAGAACAGUAUAUGUUUCUGACAUUGAUCAGAAUAUCACAGAAGAGCAUCUUGCUGCAUUAUUUAGCGCUUAUGGACAAGUUGUUGACUGCAGAGUUUGUGGUGAUCCACACUCCCGCCUUCGCUUUGCCUUUGUGGAAUUCGCUGAUGAAUAUUCAGCAAGAGCAUCACUUAGCCUUUGUGGGACAAUAUUAGGAUUCUCUCCACUGAAGGUCCUACCAUCAAAAACUGCUAUUCUACCUGUGAAUCCUACAUUCCUUCCUAGGUCAGAGGAUGAGCGUGAGAUGUGUGCCAGGACAGUCUACUGCACAAAUAUUGAUAAGAAGGUUUCUCAAGCUGAUGUUAAGAAUUUCUUUGAAACAAGAUGUGGUGAGGUGUCUCGCCUGAGGCUUUUGGGAGAUCAAGUGCAUUCUACCCGUAUUGCUUUUGUUGAAUUUGUUAUGGCUGAAAGUGCAAUUUUGGCAUUGGACUGUUGCGGACAGAUUUUGGGGUCUCAACGCAUCAGGGUGAGUCCUUCAAAGACACCUGUGAGGCCACGAGUUCCUCGUCCGAUGAUGCAUUAGCCAAUCCUUUUGUUGUUGCUAUCAAAGUCUGGAAAGAGUUGAGCGCAAGUCCUCUUGGAAGUCUUGAGGUCACGAUGGGAACCCGAAACAAACGUCUGUUUCAGUAAUUUCCAUCUUUUUUUCCCACUUCCUUUCAGCCCGCGGUAACUCUUUAUCACUACUGAAAAUGACUGUUGACCCUGCUUUAGCUGAAGUUUUAACAGAAAUGUCACAACAUUUUAGUAGUUCCAUACUUCCCUUUUAUUAAUCACUCGCUGGUUGAUGUUUGAUGGUA
Molecule: messenger RNA, 1445 nt
Organism: Lycium ferocissimum
Lineage: Eukaryota; Viridiplantae; Streptophyta; Magnoliopsida; Solanales; Solanaceae
Product: polyadenylate-binding protein-interacting protein 9-like
Exons: 10
Coding region: 269-1171 (300 amino acids)
Molecular function (GO): RNA binding
Source: RefSeq, a predicted model, not a curated record